AUGUCUUAUUCUCCAAAUGACGAAAGUGAAGAUGAAUAUUAUAUCGAUGAGAAACUCAUGCCGAAGGCUGAGCGAAGCAUCGGCACAUCUUUUAGAUGUGGUGAAACUUUAUCUGAUAUUACUUCUAAACAUAUUAUAGCGUUACAGAAGAUAAUAAACAAAUACAAUUUAAAAGAAUUAGAUAUGUUAAAACAAUGUAACAAAGAAAUCAAUAGAUAUAUUAAUAAUAAUCCAGAAGUUAACUCAAUCAAUACUAAAGAUUUAAAUGCUACUAUUUAUAUAAAUGGUUAUGUAUUUUGUAAAAUUAAAGGUAAACAA
Messenger RNA from Entamoeba invadens IP1, 318 nucleotides. RefSeq lists its product as hypothetical. The record is from RefSeq and is a predicted model, not a curated record. Lineage: Eukaryota; Evosea; Mastigamoebida; Endamoebidae. The transcript has a single exon. The annotation marks the transcript as partial.